AUGUCUUCCAAAACUCUCAUCCUCAUCACUGGUGCAAACCAAGGCCUGGGCUAUUACGCCGCCCAGCAGAUCGCCGCUAACGGCAACCACCACGUCCUGAUUGGCAGCCGCGACAUCAACAAGGCCAACAAAGCCAUUGAAACCCUCGUCGCCGACACCUCCAUCAAGGUCUCAGCUUCCGACUUUUCACCUCUGGAAAUUGACGUCAACUCCGACUCGUCCAUCAACGCAGCAGUCAAGCAAGUCGAGGAAAAGCACGGCAAACUCGACAUCCUCCUCAAUAACGCCGGCAUUGCUCAAGCCCAAGAAGCCUCCACCGAUGGCAGCGGACCCAGUCUCCGCGAGCUCUACCGCGCCCACUACGAAACCAAUGUCUUUGGCGCCGCCGUCGUCACCGAAGCUUUCCUCCCUCUUCUCCGCAAAGGCAGUGCCAAACGCCUUGCCUUUACCUCUUCUGGCCUUGCCUCCCUUGAGCUUGCUUCCAAGCCUGACACUCUCUACUCUGCAAACAACUACCCCGUCUAUCGCUCCACCAAGACUGCAUUGAAUAUGAUUAUGCUGGGAUAUGCGUUGAGUCUUGAGAAAGAGGGUUUUGUGGUUUCGGCAGCGGAUCCUGGGUAUUGUGCUACUAAUCUGAAUGGCAAUUCUGGGUUCAAGGAUCCGAGGGAUGGUGCCAAGGAGUUGGUCAAGAGUUGUUUGGGGGAGAAGAAGGAUGUGCAUGCGGUCAUGGUUUCUGAUAAUGGUGUCGUGCCUUGGUAG
Messenger RNA from Aureobasidium uvarum, 759 nucleotides. The record is from the annotation of a GenBank genome assembly. NCBI's taxonomy places the organism in Eukaryota, Fungi, Ascomycota, Dothideomycetes, Dothideales, Saccotheciaceae.